Molecule: messenger RNA, 1497 nt
Organism: Phytophthora nicotianae INRA-310
Lineage: Eukaryota; Oomycota; Peronosporomycetes; Peronosporales; Peronosporaceae
Exons: 4
Coding region: 1-1497 (498 amino acids)
Biological process (GO): pectin catabolic process
Cellular component (GO): extracellular region
Molecular function (GO): pectate lyase activity
Source: RefSeq, a predicted model, not a curated record
AUGGAGAGUCUGCAAUGGAGAGUCUGCAAUGGAGACUGCAACCAGUCAGUAAACCGCAUCACUGUUGCCGCCGAGUCGCGUCGCCUUACACACGGUCAUGGCUCCUUGGUGGUCGCUGUGACUAAAACGAUUGAGUUGCUUCUGCUCAUUAAUCAAUUCGCCUCUCGGGCAACAAGUGGCCAAGCACCCCCACACCAGUCCAAGAUGGUCAAGUCCUUCGCGUCGUUCGUGACGUCUGCCGCUCUCCUCCUUGCGGUUGCCACCUCCGCUUCUUUGCCGAAUGGGUCGUGGCCCGCCAGCAAGGGCACCGUGCAGUACUCGCAGGCCUACAUCGUCAAGGCCGGUGAGGUCUUCGACGGCAAGAUGAAGACGUUCGAGCGCUCCGACGUGUCGUGCGAGGGCCAAACCGAAAGCGGAUCGGACACGGCGGUGUUCAAAGUGGAGGCCGGCGGCCACCUCAAGAAUGUCAUCAUCGGCAAGAACCAAAUGGAGGGCGUGCACUGCGACAAGCAUGACUGCAUUAUCGAAAACGUGUGGUGGGAUGAUGUGUGCGAGGACGCUCUCAGUGUCAAGGGCGGAACUGCGUCCAGUGUGACCAAGGUCAUCGGUGGCGGUGCCCGUUACGCCGACGAUAAGGUCAUCCAGCACAACGGCUUCGGUACGGUCGAGAUCGACGGCUUCUACGGCGAGGACAUCAGCAAGCUCUACCGCUCAUGCGGCACCUGUGGCAACCGACCCAAGAAGGUGUCCGUGUCCAACACGUACGUCCUCAACCCGACCAACGCCAUCGUGACAGUCAACAAGAACUGGGGCGACCAGGCCACACUCAGCAACGUCUGGGUCAAGUCGAGCAAGGCCACCGUCAAGGUGUGCCAGUGGUCACAGGGUAACGCCAACGGCGAGCCCAAGAUGCUUGGCCACGGUCCGUCCAACCCACUGUGCCAGUACUCGGAGAGCGACGUUCACAUCAACGAGGACAUUUCCAAGGCAGCAAAGACUCCGUCGGACCUUCUGACCAUUCAUCGCGUUUAUUCCUUACUGAAAGCUCGCUGUCGCAUUUUCAAACUUGCUACCAACCUCCCAACAUCUCCCAUCCUCCCAGUCGCCACGGUGACCGACAACCUGCUCUCUGCGCCGCCCACAAGGCCCACCUUCUCGCCCAGGCAAAUCGCCACCUUCUUCUUCUCGCCCUGCGCGGAUGAAGAAGCGCACCCGGACUUCGACAGCGCCAUGCGUGACGCGACUGUGGCCUCGACGGGAACACUAAUUCUGUGGGUGAGCCAAAAGGCAUCCAACCGUUAUGCCUGGGUGAGGUGGGUCAUCAUGGGCAACCUGCCGUUCUCAUUUUGCGAGUCGAAUGAGACCCGACGGUAUACAAACCUUAACCCCAUCUCUGAGGAGGCACUGACAGCUAUCAUGGAGGCUGUGAUGAAGGCAGUGGAGAAGGCUAUAGGGGACGAGAUGUCUGAUAACUUCGGUCUCGUUCUCGACGGUUGA